Messenger RNA from Aegilops tauschii subsp. strangulata, 841 nucleotides. RefSeq lists its product as uncharacterized. The record is from RefSeq and is a predicted model, not a curated record. Gene Ontology annotation, molecular function: zinc ion binding. Lineage: Eukaryota; Viridiplantae; Streptophyta; Magnoliopsida; Poales; Poaceae.
CUCUGGUGUUGAUGAUGAGGUGAUGGUGAUGUGUGAGCAUGGCCAGCCGGCGAAGAGGCAUGUUUGCUUCGAAGGGAUUAGCACUGGGAGGAGGUUCAUUGCCUGUGGACUUGAUGAAGCAAGCAGUUGUGGUGUUGUUCAUUGGGUAGAUGAGGAGUGGCCAGAGCAUCUGCAGAAUGCUCUUCACAAACUAUGGCUUUUGUAUGAGGAUUGCCAGCGUGCUAAUAGGAUGGCAUGUCUGGAACAUUCAUCACUUGUCCACAAUCUCACAUCACAAAAGAACAAGCUACAGGAGACUUAUGAGAAGCUUGUUGAGGAUGUGAACAACCUACUUGAUACCCAGGACAAUAUUCCCAAGGAAAAUGAAGUCCAACAAGGUGAACAUGAGGAGAUCACUCCUCCUUUGGACAACAAUAUUUCAGCUUUGAAGGAACAGCUGGGUGCAAUGGAUGCUGAGAACAAAGAACUGAAGCAAAAGGUUGACCAGUUGAAGAGCAUUCAGGUUGCCCAAGGUAAUGUGAUUAGGAAUCUGAAGUUUGCUCAUUUGAAGGAGAAGGAAAAGUUGAGCACUGAGAGGAGGAAUUUGGAGUUUCACAUUGCUGAUCUUGUCAAAGCUAGUGACAAGAACAAGAGAAAGCUGAAGGACAUCAAGGAUAUUUGCGAUGAAGAGUGAUUUGUAAUCUGACCAUGUGGGUCAUUAUCUUAAGUUUCAAGCAUUGAACUAUGGCUUGUAAUGUGUGAACUAGUGGCAGUUUGCAGUAUUUGAAGUAGGGUGUAGCCUUGAACUAUGUCUUGUAAGCUUUGAACUAUGGUGUCAUGAUGUUAACUAUGUUGUUAACUA